AUGGAGGAUACACACAACGUUCGGAGUGGCAGCGGCGAGGAGCAUCAGCCUCAAGAGGUUGUCCAGCCUGUCGGUGAGACAACUAAGCCUGUCCCAGAACAAGACGCAUCCGUUCAAAACACAGAAGCAGCCUCGGAUAACCCGCUAGAUGCUCCUGCAUCCCCGCGCCCCCAGGACAACGACGCGGAACCUGAAGACGAAGAAAUGGGCGGUACCGAGACCGAAGCAAAAAAAGAGACCGACAAUGACAAUGACAUUGGCGCAGACGAUGGCACAGAAGCUCAGGGUGCUGAUGCCAACGCCGAUGCUAGCGCCGAUGAUGUUCAGGAGAAGUCCGCCCUCGAAGCAUCAGCGCGCAACCACCUCGUUUCCCAAACACAUGCCAUCAUUCUACCAAGCUACUCGUCUUGGUUUGACAUGCAUCAAAUUCAUCCCAUCGAAAAGAAGGCGAUGCAAGAGUUCUUCAAUGGACGAAAUCGAAGCAAGACGCCUGCAGUGUACAAGGACUACAGAGAUUUCAUGAUCAAUACAUAUCGAUUGAACCCCAUAGAAUACUUGACUGUGACUGCAUGUCGCCGCAAUCUUGCUGGAGACGUUUGCGCUAUCAUGAGAGUUCAUUCUUUCCUCGAGCAGUGGGGACUUAUCAAUUACCAAGUUGACCCUCAAACACGGCCAUCGAACAUUGGACCCCCAUUCACAGGCCAUUUCCGUGUCGUUGCAGAUACACCUCGCGGUCUUCAUUCAUUCCAGCCUGGAUCAAAUCAUCUCGUCACACCUGGAAAACAAUUGGCAGCGACUGAUCGUGCAGCCUCCGGAACACCUAUUAAGACCGAUUUGAAUUUGGAAAUUCGACGUAACAUCUACGACGACAAGGGCAAAGAGAUAACUCCUGCUGUUGAGGACAAGGAAAAACAGACAAACGGAGACACGCCCGCCGCAAAUGGCACAUCAGGCGAUUCUACAAACAAGGCCUUGGAAGCUGCUAUCAGAGAGCCUCGGAAAACCUACAAUUGUUGGUCUUGCGGCAUUGACUGCACACGCAUGCGAUUCCAUUAUGCAAAAUCUGCUCCUGUUUCCGCCAGUAAUAAUGCGCCUGACCGCAAGUACGACAUCUGCCCUAACUGCUUCUUGGAAGCCAGAUUACCUGCAAGCCACAAUGCGGCGGAUUUCGUCCGUCUUGAGGAGGCCGAUUACACCCGGAAUGAAGACAAGGCCGCAGGAUGGUCGGAUUCAGAGCUCAUCUUGCUCCUGGAAGGAAUAGAGACUUUUGACGACGACUGGCAGCAGAUUGCAGAUCACGUGGGCACGAGGACAAGAGAGGAAUGUGUCAUGAAGUUCCUUCAACUGGAGAUUGAAGACAAAUACGUUGAGGAGAUCGAUGGAUCGCAAGAUGCCACAGUCCGUUCUCUGCAGGGUCGGGACCCGAUCAGUCAACUCGAUAAUCCUGUACUGUCAGUCGUUGCUUUCCUUGCUCAACUCGCUGAGCCAUCUGUGGCAGCCGCUGCUGCGGGUCGUUCUGUAGAUCAAAUCCGAAAGGAGCUCCGAGAUCAAUUGAACAAGGCUCCUUCGGCUGAGAAGGGCAAGGGUAAAGAGGGCGAAGUCAAGGCAGAGGACUCCAUGGAAAUUGAUAAUACUCGUGAAGCCGAGUCGACAGGUGCAACCGAGAAGCGAGAGUCACUAGCCACAAUUGCUCUCGCUGCUUCUGCUGCCCGUGCUGGCGCACUUGUUUCUCAUGAAGAGCGAGAAAUGACACGUCUCGUCUCCGCUGCGGUCAACGUCACACUUCAAAAAUUCGAGAUCAAGUUGGCUCAGUUCAACGAAAUGGAAGAGAUCAUCGAGGCUGAGCGACGAGAACUUGAACUGACCAGACAACAACUCUUUGCCGACCGACUGGCAUUCAAGAAGCGCGUCAAAGAUGUGCAAGAUGCAAUCCAGCAAAUCAGUCUACAAGGACCAGGCGAAGAUACCACUCGGGCUCUCCACGACGUCGCUGAUAUCAGCAUGGCCAACCGCUACCAAUUUCAAGCUCAAGGUGAUGUCAGCAACGGCAUUCAACCAUUGAGCGCACAACCUCCCGCAGACUAUAAAACUCUUGAACUGUAA
This is a messenger RNA of Talaromyces amestolkiae, 2103 nucleotides long. RefSeq lists its product as uncharacterized. The transcript is spliced from 3 exons. Gene Ontology annotation, cellular component: SWI/SNF complex. The record is from RefSeq and is a predicted model, not a curated record. Gene Ontology annotation, biological process: positive regulation of DNA-templated transcription. NCBI's taxonomy places the organism in Eukaryota, Fungi, Ascomycota, Eurotiomycetes, Eurotiales, Trichocomaceae. The coding region runs from base 1 to 2103 and encodes 700 amino acids. Gene Ontology annotation, molecular function: histone binding; DNA binding.